Malaya genurostris is the source of this 2232-nucleotide messenger RNA. RefSeq names its product translation initiation factor eIF-2B subunit epsilon (gene eIF2Bepsilon). The transcript is spliced from 2 exons. The record is from RefSeq and is a predicted model, not a curated record. Gene Ontology annotation, molecular function: guanyl-nucleotide exchange factor activity; translation initiation factor binding; translation initiation factor activity. Bases 184 to 2196 code for a protein of 670 amino acids. Lineage: Eukaryota; Metazoa; Arthropoda; Insecta; Diptera; Culicidae. Gene Ontology annotation, cellular component: eukaryotic translation initiation factor 2B complex.
CGAGAAUCUGUCAUUUGCACUUGGAACCUUUUCCAAUGUUUAUCGAGAUUUAUUCGAUAAAUUUCUUCAAAAAAUAGAAAAUCUGGCCUCCCUGCAUAUACUUCGUCAACGUGUUUAACAGUGUUUAUUAUCGGAUUAUCUGUAGCCAAUUUGCGAAAUAAUUGUAAACUUUUAGGGUAUAGGAUGAAUCAGUUGGAAAAGAAAGAACCCUUGCAAGCCAUAUUAAUCGAUGACAAUUUUAACGAUUGCUUUGUACCGAUCACCGAUCGUAAGCCGCUGCCACUACUUCCGCUAGUGAACGUGCCUCUGUUGGAUUAUGCGUUGGAAGCGCUCAACCGGUCCGGUGUUGAGGAAGUGUUUCUGUUCUGUAGCAAUCAGGUAGAACAAGUUCGUGUCUAUGUGCAGUGGCAGCAACAGAUAAACCGGUGCAGCUGGUCUAUUGGUAUGUCUGUUACAAUCGUUAGUUCAGAAGGAUGUCGCUGUUUGGGAGAUGCACUGCGCGAUUUCGAUGCUAAGGGGCUCGUUCGAGGAAAUUUUAUUCUAAUGGGAGUUGACACCGUUACCAAUUCUAAUCUAGCAGCGAUACUUGAGGAACACAAACGAGUAACGAAAACUGACAAAGGUGCAGCAAUGACGGUCAUUUUCAAAGAAGGAUUCCAACAACAGCGAACGGGCAGUGAGGUGUUGAUCGCCAUGGACAAAAACACAAAACGAUUGCUCUUUCACCAACGUUUGAAACCACAGUACAAAGAGAGAAGCUUCAGCAUUCCGUUGGACAUUUUUUUACAGAACAAGGAUGUUACAGUGCAGCAUGGAUUGCUUGAUCCUCAAAUCGCAAUAUGCAGCAGCUCUGUACUUCCUUUGUUCUCGGACAAUUUCGAUUUUCUAACUCGUGACGACUUCGUCCGAGGGCUGCUCAUCAACGAAGAGAUUCUAGCCAGCACUAUAUAUGUGUCCCAAUUGCCGCGUGAGGAGUAUGCCACCAAGGUCAACAAUUGGCAAAGUUACCAGAUUGUCAGCCGGGAUAUCGCUAAUCGAUACGUCUAUCCUCUGGUGCCGGACAUGGGCGUUUGUGGAACCGAGCAACUCAUUUCAUUUUGUCGCAAUAAUAUCUACCGAAACCGAGAUCUUCGGUUAGCCAGAAGUAGUGUGCUGAAGAGUGACGUGGUUGUUGGUGAAGAAUGUUGCAUCAACGAGAAAACAGUUGUGGAAUAUUCUGUUCUGGGCAAAGGUUGCAAAAUUGGCAAGAACUGUCGUAUUUCGAACAGUUUUAUACUGGAACAUGUUGAAAUUGGAGAUAACUGCGAAUUAGAUCAUUGCAUUGUGGGAGAAAUGGCAAAAAUUGAAUCGCAUUGCAAGUUAACCAACGGUUGUAUUUUGGGACCGAAUGUUGUUCUGCCAAAAACAACGGUAAUUUCCAAAGUCAGUGUCCAAUCAACUCAGCCGGAUGAAAAUUGGACGGAAGGUUCGAAGCAAAUCGGAGUGCAGGCAUAUACUCUACCAGAGUCAAGUGAAAACAAGGACGAUGAUCCGCUUGCAGAUUCCGAAGAUGAUGUUGAACAGGCCAAUAUUAUUUAUCACGCCAUGCGUCUUAGCAAGUUGGAACGAACCUUCAGUCCGUCUAUUUACAGCAGUUCUUCAGAAGAGGGUGAGUCUCGAUGUAUGUCGCCAAUCCAAGAGGACGCAAACAUCUUCCUGUCGGAGGUGCUGGAAUCAUUGAAGCGUGGCUAUUCGGAACAAUCAAAUCCGGAUUAUCUGAUUCUGGAAAUCAAUUCAUCUCGCUACGCUUACAACAUGUCUCUGUCCGAGGUGAAUUUUUAUGUGGUCAAAGCAAUGCUGCAGUUGCUGAUGAUGCAGGAAAAUAUUACCGCUGGUUCCAUGAUUACCAUGCUGAAAAAAUUGUUGAUCUAUUUCGGGCCAGUAUUCAAGAACUACAUCCGCGGAAAAGAUGCAAUGAUGGAUGGUCUUAAGGCACUAGAGGAAUCGGCCCAACAGGAGGAACUCAUAAGAGCAAAAAUUGCCCAACUGGUUCACUUUCUAUACGAGCAGGAUUUUAUUUCGGAGGAAGUGAUCUUCGAAUGGCAUGAAGAACUGGAAGAUGAAGGUGAGGGAUCCGUGAAACGGAAUCUCACCAAAUUAAUAGAUUGGCUAAUGCAAUCCAGUGAAGAGGACGAUAAUGAUGAUGACAGUGAAUAAUGUAGUUAUACGAAAAUAUAUGAAUGAAAGUGUGAA